Hypanus sabinus (Atlantic stingray) is the source of this 2006-nucleotide messenger RNA. Its product is annotated as deleted in malignant brain tumors 1 protein-like. Gene Ontology annotation, cellular component: membrane. The coding region runs from base 115 to 1728 and encodes 537 amino acids. The transcript has 8 exons. NCBI's taxonomy places the organism in Eukaryota, Metazoa, Chordata, Chondrichthyes, Myliobatiformes, Dasyatidae. The record is from RefSeq and is a predicted model, not a curated record.
CCGAGUACUCGGGGAUGAAAAAGUUCAGAUCAAGUGGAGCGUGAAAAGGUUUUGGAGAGAUUCUUCGCUGUCUGCAGUACCGGCUCAUUUAACAUUCUGGAGAUACCUUUCCAAAUGGCCACCGCAGUAAUGCUGCACACUGCUGUGGCACUGACGAUGAUGCAUAUCUGGAAUAGCCGCGUCGGGGAUUGUCAGCCAGAACCGUCAGAAAGCGUGAAGCUGAGGUUGGUGAAUGGCGGCACUCGAUGUGAUGGGAGAUUGGAGAUUCAGUACAAAGGAAACUGGGGGACGGUGGAUGGUAACUCCUGGGAUAUGCCGGCCACGAAUGUGGUGUGUCGGCAGCUGAGCUGCGGCGCUGCACUGAAAGCCUAUGCUGGUAGUAGCUAUGGGGAAGGAUCCGGACCUGUUUUCACGCCGAACUUUCAGUGCAGUGGGAGCGAGGCCGCUCUUCAGGAGUGUAAAUCAGAUCCAUGGGGUGACACUGGCUAUUCACACAGUCGUGAUGUUGCUGUUGUUUGUAAAGAAAGUAGGAAGGUGAGACUGGAAAAAGGAGGCAGUCCAUGCACCGGAAGACUGGAAGUGAACCAUGAGGGAUACUGGAGACCUGUCUAUGCUUUGGGCUGGGAUAUGAAGGAUGCAACUGUGGUGUGCAGAGAGUUGAGCUGCGGCGCCGCGCUGAAAGCCCCAAACGAAUAUCACUUUGGAAAGGUUUUUGACAGAGUUAUAACCUAUAAUGUUAACUGCGACGGCACUGAGGCUGCACUGCGGGAAUGUGAAUCAGCAGAAUGGAAUUUCUACACCCAUCCUCGGCCUGACUAUGCCGGAGUUAUCUGCGCAGGGAAUGAUGUAGCACGGCUCGUUGAUGGGGACAACAGAUGUUCCGGCCGGGUGGAAGUUCAGCACGGGGACCAGUGGGGAACACUUUGUGAUGAGUACUUCAGCUUGGAAGAUGCUGCCGUGGUCUGUGAACAGCUACAGUGUGGUGCAGUAAAUGCAACUCCCAGAGAUGCAUACUUUGGCACAGGAAACGGGCCAAUGUGGAAGGAUGACUACAUUUGUUUAGGCAAUGAGUCCCGAUUAGCUGAUUGUCAAGUCUCAGCGUGGAGUCAGAUCAGCUGUUCGCAUGGAGAUGACGCCAGCUUGAUCUGCACCGAUGACAUUUGGUCUCUGCGGCUGACCGAAGGGGGAAGCCGCUGCGACGGCCAGGUGGAGGUUUAUGAUAACGGCAGAUGGAGCAGAAUCCAGGAUAACUUCUGGAAUAACAAUGAAGCCAACGUUGUCUGUAAGCAACUGCGUUGCGGUGUGGCCACAUCCUCCUACAUCGCCUCGGGGCACAGAGGGAAAGAAGGGCCCGUCUGGGUGACCGACCUUCAGUGUGAAGGAAGCGAAUCGCAUCUCCAAAAUUGCAGGAGAUCCAUAUUGAAUCGGACUUCCUCCGACAUCAUUGGCGUCGGCGUCCUGUGUUCAGGCCACUUGCAGUUACGUCUCUCCGGAAGUGAAGAUUCAUGUGCUGGUCAGCUAGAGGUUUAUUACCGUGGAUCUUGGGGCCUGGUUUGUGAUGACUCCUGGGAUCUGGUUGACGCUAACGUGGUCUGCAGACAACUGGGUUGUGGACAUUCUUUGGAGGAUAAAACUCACGAUUACUGCGGAAGACGCUCUCUCCCAGUUUUGUUAGAUGAAGUGAGAUGCUCGGCACGCAGCGACUACGGAGAUGUAAUAAAUAAAUAAAGCAGGAAAGGACGCCAUUGGGCCAGGAUGAACUGUCAAAAUGUUGAUAAUGCGUGAGAGCACACCUACGCAGAAACAAUCAACUUAUUCCCUACGUAUCUGGAAUGGUCAUAUUUCCCAUGACUAAUGUCAGAACGUUAAUCACCCUGAGUUCAGUAUUGAUUCUGCCUAAUAACUCUUCUGCCCUCGCUCCAGUGUUUACCCGUUUUCUUUACACAAACUAGGCAAGUAAAGAAUCACCAGUCUAUGCAUAGAUGCAGUUUGAUGGUCGACUGAUU